This is a messenger RNA of Neoarius graeffei (lesser salmon catfish), 4891 nucleotides long. It is a transcript of the gene niban2a, whose product is annotated as niban apoptosis regulator 2a. The transcript is spliced from 14 exons. Lineage: Eukaryota; Metazoa; Chordata; Actinopteri; Siluriformes; Ariidae. Bases 290 to 2791 code for a protein of 833 amino acids. The record is from RefSeq and is a predicted model, not a curated record.
CUGUAAUUUUGCGCACUGCGUGUUCAGAAUAGUAACCCCACCUUUUCCAUUGCUCUCUAGUGAAAGAAAAGGCUGUAGAGUUCUGAUACAUUUCAUCACACACCUGUAGAAGCUGGCUGAGCUGCUGAUCUGAAGAGUCUGGUGUGUUCUCAUGGAAGGCUCUGAGGAGAAAACAUGCAGAUUUAUUUUAAGUUUUUGAAUAGUUUCCAAUAUUAAUCCAUUUUUUUCCUCUUAUUGCAAGGACCAGUUUCUUUGGAUUAUUAUUAUUAUUAUUAUUAUAGUCUUAAUCAUGGGGGAUGUAGUUUCUACUCACCUGGACGAGAGAAGGCGACAGAUAAUUACAGCUCAUACCGGAAAGGUGCUGACGGAGUUCAGAAAGGUGUAUGAACAGCAGUAUGCAGUGGCUCUCUUUAACAGCGUACGCUUCGAGAUCGAGGGAGGAGGGAACGUGCAGACCCAGCUCUUACACCGCAAGGAUCCACUUCAGGACAAGUCAAUCUUCUCUGGAGACUUGUUUCAGUAUUUGGAGGAGAAUAAGAAAUGGAGGAACCGCUUCAUAUACGUAGCCGACUCUUACAACAUCAGCGUUUAUGACAGCAGACUGGCUUAUGAAAGAGGCCUGAAUCCCAGAGGAAUCAUUAAUUGUGCUGGAUACAAAGCCCUGACCUCCAUGGAUGAGUAUAUGGACCUGCUGAACAGCUGCAUUUCUGACCCAAAGGCGAAACCAGAAAGUUCUCCAUUUCUAAAAUGUGCCUCCAGCUUUCUGUUGAUCUUGUGGCACCCAUAUGCUCGCCAUCGCUACUUCAGUGUGAGGACUGAGAAAGAGCAGAAGAAAUGGCUUGCCGUUUUCCAGGACUGCGUUAGACACGCCAACAAUGGUCUGUCAGAGGAGAACAAGGUGCACACACCGGCGUUCACUGAUUCCCUGCGACUAUACAGACAAGCCCAAGGCCACUAUGGCACCUGGGACAUGAUGUGCGGGGAUCCAGCACGGAUUCUGGCCAACCUGGUGAUGGAGACGCUGUAUCCGGAGCUCAGGACACAGAUAGGGCCUCGACUGAAGGGCAAGCUGCAGCAGAGACAAAGGAACUGGAUGCUGAUCUCGGAUGCAGUGUACAGGCAGGUGCUGACUCAGACACGAAUGCAGCAUGAGGUGCUGAUUCAGGACUGUGAGGUAGAGCGCCCCCGUCUGGACGCUGCACUGCGCACAGAUAUGGACCAGAUAGUUUCUUCCAAAGAGCAUGUCACUGCAAGGAUGCGUGCACUGGUGCUUGCGCGUGCAGAACAGGUCCUUAAGAGCAACGUGCAGCCUUACAUCACCUCCAUCCUGGAAGCUCUGAUGGAACCGGUGAGCCAGGGAUUCUCUGAGGUCAGGGAGGUUCUCUUCCGUGAGUUGGUGGAAAUCAGCAAGAAUACGGUCAAUGACGGAGGCAAAGAGGCACUUGGAAAGCAUAUGGACAAGGUGUCCAUGUUGGCCUUCCAUCCAGUGAAGAUGAAGAGCUGCUAUGAGAAGAUGGAGCAGCUGAGUCUGGAAGGCUUGCAGCAGAGAUUCGAAGUGUCCAGCACUUCCGUGUUCAUUCAAAGAGCUCAGAUCCUCAUGCGAGAGCAAAUGGACAAUGCCGUGUACACGUUUGAACAGCUGCUGCACCAGAACAUGGAGGAACAGUCAGGAGAGGAGCUUCUUAAAACCAUCCAUCGCUGCCAGGACCGAGUACUGAAGAAAUAUGACUAUGACAGCAGCACAGUGCGCAAGAAGUUCUUUAGAGAAGCACUGCUCCAGAUCAUCAUCCCGUACAUGUUGAAACAGCUCCAUCCUGUAUAUGCUCCCGAACUGCCUCAGUUCAAAGAGCUCAUCUUUGAGGAUUUCUCCCACUUCAUAUUAGUGGAGAACAUAUUCGAGGAGGUCAUCCUACAGUCAGUCACUAAAGACAUUAUGAUGGCUGUGAAGGAAGCGGCCAUUCAGAGAAGGCACAAUCUGUACAGGGACAGCAUCGCCCUGGGCAACAGUGACCCAAACCUCUACCUUCUGGAGAAGAACUCUAUCGACUGGGCCAGCCAGUAUGGAGGUGAAGGAGGAGGAGGUGGAGACGACCGGGUCAGACGACGCAGACAGAUUGUAUCACUGAUUCAGGUUGAGGGCAUGGCACCAGUGCCUUAUGGCUCCUGCCUGGAAGUACCUGGUGUGGAAGAGAUCCCGGAGGAGAAUGAGUUGCAGACAGGUGAAGAUCUUCCAGAGGAGCCAGUCAUCAAUAAUGAUCUCCAUAAACAAGCAAUAAUUUCUGUAGCAUCCAAAUCCCUGGAAGAGCCAGGAUCUCCAGACGACGUCCAGCAGAUCCGUCAGCUCAUCAAUCCAGUGCUUGAAGUGGUUCUUCCGUUAUCUCCGGGUAAUGACCCAGUGCUGACCAGUGGUAUCCUGCCUCUGGAGGAAGGGGAGGAGAUAGAGGGCAUCACCACAGUGGAGGAAAUGAUUCCAAAGGACUCUGCUAUUGCCAGUGCCAUUCAAGAGCUGGAGAACGCUGUUCAGGAGUCAGAAUGCAACGUUGACUCCGAUAUGGAACCUUCUCAAGUAUCUGCCGAGUCCAGUCCUCGACACCAUGACGACAGUGGAUUUCAGUCUCCGACCAAUGAGCACAGAGAGGAAGAGGACCCUCAACCAAUCACUGCAGAGCUGAAGGGUGAAGACGAGCCAGUGGAUCCUAAGCUGGUGAUGGUGAUGUUGGAGCCGGAAGAUAAAGUGUCUGAACGUGUCUCACAAGCACAAACAAUAGAGGAUUUGGAAUAUAACAUUUAAUCCAAGACAUGGACUUUUUUUUUUGAGUCAACAGAAGUUCACUGCAAAAAAAAAUGAUAGCAAGUGAAGAUAUGUUUUGUAAAACAUACCUAAUAUUUCUUAUAUUUGUGUAUAAUAUCCUAUUUUUAGAAUUAUUUACUAAUUCCAAGCUUACAGUUGUCUUAUUGCAUUGGCAGAUCAUUUUGCUUCCUUCUCAAAAUAAACUAUUUCAAGCUUGAAAUGAGUAGAAUGAUCUAGAAAUAGGCGUAAUCAUAUAUUUGUUUUAAAACAAUACCACCUAACAGUACCAAGAGAAUAGAAUCUAGACGAAUUUGCAUAUAGUCAAGGUAUUUUUACUUGCAAUCUUUUUUUAAAAAACAAUUGACAUUGCGACCAAAUGUACGUCAUUUGUGUUCGAUUUUAAACAGUGGCAAUCAAAUAGUUAAGUAAUAUUGGCUGGCGUUGAGUGGUAUAUCAGAUAUAUUCCAUUCAGCUAGCAUGAUAUUGAAUGAGUCGAAGACGAGUUGAAUGGAAUACAUCUGAUAUACCACAAUAAAAAGCCAACCAUUAUUAUUAUUAUACAUACUCUUCAGAUCAGCAUUCUCGAAGGCCGACGCUAGCUUACCCAUGACUCAGUGCUGUUAGCAUGGCAGUCCAGUUACCUUCUAGCCGGUGUAGCAUUGAGCAGUAGCGUUAGCGAAGGCCAACACUAGCUUACCUGUGACUUGGUGCUGUUAGCGCGGCAGUCCAGUUACCUUCCAGCCGGUGUAGUAUUAACAAAGGCCAACGCUAACGCAAUCAAGCCAAAUAUUAUUAUUGUUACCAUUUUUCCUGUGUAAUUUACUUGGUUAUUUUUAAAAUCAACAACUACACACAAUGGAGUGACCUGGCAGCCAAAAUUCUCUCAAAAUCUUCUGUUUCUAAUGAAGUAAACCUGGUGGCCAUGUUUGUUUACAAAUUGUCACAGUCACUUGCUAGCACGGAAGUUUUACAUCUCCGGCGUGUGACAUCAUGUUGUCUUGACAGCCAUGCAAUAUUGUAAACCAUAUUCAACGCUCAUUCUCCAUUGGGUGAUGUAAUACACGUAGGAUAAGCGAUAUGCUAACAAUGUUGCAUGCUAUGAAUGAAACCCACUAGAAGGGAAUCGAAUACGUGUUUUUAUUCCAUCGAAAAAGUGUCCUGUAUGUAUAAUAAUUGUAUAUAUUCAUAUUACGGCCUCGUGUAGCUUAAUAUGAUUGCUUAUUCUUAAUCCAGGCACUACUCUGUCAGAUUUCCCUUUCCAUAUAAGCGUGGUUUAGAUGCUUGGUUUGAAUCACACUGAAGCCUUAAUUCCAUUUAAAUUCUGGGAUACUGCCUGGAUAUCUGAGCAUCAAAAAUAUUCAUUUGAUAUGUCUUUUAUAAAACUUAUCUUUGCUUUAUUUUUACUACAUAUUUAUAUCCAAGGGAACUGAGGACACAAUGUUUCUGGUCUUGAAACAGCAUAUUUAUUUGUUUUUACCUUGUUCCUAAUUCAACGCUACGUUAACAUAGUUGCAGCUGAAUUGACGUCACGUAUCCACAUAGCGUCUGGCGUGUCAUCUUUCUGUUCCUCUAAUAACGUUUUGACGUUGCUACACAACCCUAAUUUUAUCUGAUGGGGAGACAUGACUAAAUGUUAUGUGGCUUGAAAAACACAGGUUACUUUGAAACCCUGCCAUGGAUUAGGGAUCCGUUUUGUUUUUCUGGUCUCCUGCUGGAAUUGGAGGAGGACGGAUAAGGCAUCAGCACAGACCUUUAUAGAUGGUGCCAACUUUGAUGGAAUGGACUUAGAGAAUGGCUCUUUUUAUUAAACUUGGAGUUCACUUGGUUUUUUCCAUCCAGUUGAUGAAAAUUUUGGAAUUUGUAACUUUUCCCCCUAAUAUCUGUGAUGACAGCCAGUGAAACUUUUCAUCACCUUUCAUUUCUUUUUUUUUUUUAAUCCAAAAAGAAAAAAACACCUGGUUGUUGUGGUUCCUUCAAAGUAUUUUACUGGAGUGAAUCCUUUUCCUCUGCUAUUUAUUAACCCUGUAUAUUUUAUCCUUAUCCUCUUUUACUGUUCUCUGUUUCGUAGGCAAAAAUGAAUGAAUACAUUUUAAAACAAAA